AUGGCAGAAAAGCUUGGGAAGGACAUCGAGGCAAGCCUCUCGAAUGGCAACGAGAUCAGUCGUACGGUGUCGAUUGGCGAUGGCUCAGAGAAGCGUGUGCUAGACUCCCGCGAUGUGGACGCCGCGCUCAAUUUCUUGGAAAGCCACGGCCAGACUUUGAGCUUCGAAGAUAUUAACGAGAAGAAGCUUGUGCGCAAGGUCGACUGGAUGCUCAUGCCUUUGAUGUUUGGUUGCUAUUUUCUACAGUACAGUGACAAGACAUUGAUCAACUUCGCAUCGGUCAUGGGUCUGAUUGAAGAUACGAACAUGCCACCGAACGGCUUCUCAAAUUUGGCCAUGGUCUUCUACGUAUCCUUUUUGGUAUGUGAGCCGCUGCAGACGUACUUUAUUCAGCGCUUCCCUGUCGCAAAGUGGCUGGGAGUCAAUGUGAUUCUAUGGGGUAUCACCGUGGCAUGUAAUUCUGCUGUCAGCAACUAUGCGUCCGUGGUGGCACUCAGGGUGUUAUUGGGCGUCAUGGAAUCAUCUGUCGCGCCCUCCUUGAUCCUGAUCACGGGCAUGUGGUACACUCGCUCUGAGCAGGUCGUUCGAUCAGGUAUCUGGUACCAGGGAACAUCGAUCGGCCCAGCCAUAAGCUCACUUCUCAGCUUUGGUUUCCUGCACUACGCCAACUCUCAUCCGAAUGCUGCCUUCAAAAGCUGGCAGAUUCUGUUCCUCCUAUAUGGCCUAGUCACUAUCGUCGUUGGGAUUUGCGUGGUGCUCUUCCUGCCAGACAAUCCCAUGCAAGCGAAGCGUCUUACCGAUACCGAGAAGAUCUUCAUCAUCAACCGCGUUCGCAGUAAUGGCACCGGUAUCGAAAAUAAGAAGUAUAAGCCGAAGCAAGUUCGGGAGACACUCCUGGACGUGCGUACGUGGUUGAUAUCACUGAUUGUUAUAUCUACCAAUGUGCCGAACGGAGCUGUGUCCUCCUUCCAGUCGAUCAUCAUCAAAAGUUUCGGAUUUGAUGAAUACGAGACCCUGCUUCUAGGUAUCCCAGGCGCGGCAAUCGCGUUCUGUUCAGUCCUCUUCGGAACGCUUUGGGCAGGCCGUUUCAACGCCCGAUCAUAUGCAAUCAUCUUCCUGAUCAUACCGACCUUGACCGGAGGUGCCUUGAUGGCAUGGCUCCCGGCUGACAACAAGGCUGGGUUGUUGGCAGGGAACUAUAUUACGAAUACCGUUGGGGCCUCUCUGCCUUUGCUUUACUCCUGGAUCACGGCCAAUUACGCAGGCUAUUCGAAAAAAACCACGAUGAGCGCUAUCGUGCUCAUGUCUUUCUGCGUCGGGAAUAUCAUUGGACCUAAAACAUUUCAGGCGAAAGAUGCUCCGGCAUACAUUCCAGCCAAAAUUACGAUUGUCGCUUUCCUAUCAUGUGCGAUCGUGCUGGUUGUGACGCUGGACUUCUUAUAUGUUAGGGAGAACAAGAAGCGUGAUCGUGCGGGCGAGGUGGAAAUGCCGGAGGACUGGGAGCUCAUGGACCUGACUGAUAAGCAGAACUUGCGCUUUAGGUAUCUGCUCUAG
Cyphellophora attinorum is the source of this 1554-nucleotide messenger RNA. Its product is annotated as Thiamine pathway transporter THI73. Gene Ontology annotation, cellular component: membrane. Lineage: Eukaryota; Fungi; Ascomycota; Eurotiomycetes; Chaetothyriales; Cyphellophoraceae. The coding region runs from base 1 to 1554 and encodes 517 amino acids. Gene Ontology annotation, biological process: transmembrane transport. The transcript is spliced from 5 exons. Gene Ontology annotation, molecular function: transmembrane transporter activity. The record is from RefSeq and is a predicted model, not a curated record.